Molecule: messenger RNA, 1581 nt
Organism: Labrus mixtus (cuckoo wrasse)
Lineage: Eukaryota; Metazoa; Chordata; Actinopteri; Labriformes; Labridae
Exons: 8
Coding region: 255-1139 (294 amino acids)
Source: RefSeq, a predicted model, not a curated record
CCUUGAUGCAUAGCAACAGGUGAGCCCUGUGCACCACGGUAGCAUCCACUAUGGACUAGGACAUGGACCAAUCGGGCCGAAAUGGAAGUUAUCAUUUCCUUAAGACCUUGGAUCGCCUCCUCCCAUCCUUCAUCUGAGCUCCUGGUGAAUGUCAGUGUUCACCUCCUUCUGAACAUUCUCUAAUACUACAGCCAUUCACUCCUUUAUAUGCUGACAUUAAGACAUACCACAAUGUGAGGUGAACAUGCUUCAAUAUGACGGCACACAUCUUCUGGAGUGUGUUCACAUGGACAUUCAAGGGGCUCCUGUGCACCUGCAGGUACUUGUGGAUCUGUCCAUAUAAUGCAAUCAAAUUCUUGCCAAGGCAACAAUUCAUUACUGAGGGAACGAGCCGACGUCAGAGAAAGCUUGUGGGCCCUGGGAGUAAAGGGAUUAUAGCCAUACCAGGAAGUCCCGACCGCACUACAGCCCUUCAUAAACGGCUCACCAAAACCGAGAAGGAGAUACUGUCGCUCAAGACCAGGUUUGCCUGUGAGAGAGCAUCAUGGGAAAGGAGGUUUGCUUAUCUGCAGAGAAAACAGGAAGAGCUACACAAUCAGGUGGCCUCUCAGGGUGGAGUGUUGGUGAAAGUGGGCAGUUUUGAGGACCAGGGGGGGUCAGGAGUGGACAAUGGCGAAGUAUAUCAGGAGUGUCCAAGGAAUCUCCCAAGAAUUACGUACCAGCGCAGGGGAUCUGAUUUGUCAACGAGAGGCCUCACGUACGCCAGCAGUUUGACAGGCAGCCACUUCUCCACAUAUUCAACGAUGAGCUCCAGACCUGCCUCGUCCUCAUCUUCUGGCGCCAGUAGAUCAUGGAGGGCAUCCAAACCGCCUCACCGGGUUUUUGUACCACACUCCCCCAUGGACCUGGAGUUGGGUCACCGCGUCAGGAUCAUGCUGCCAAAUGGAAGGAUCAGCACAGGAACUAUCCGUUUCCUGGGCCACCUGCAGGGGGAGGCAGAUCUCCACCUUGGGGUGGAGCUGCAGACAGCUCAUCACGGAAUGAAUGACGGCAGCCACAGGGGACACUGCUACUUUGAAUGCAAACCUGGUUAUGGGGCAUUUGUACCAUUCCACAAACUACUGAUGGCCUGGGAAUGACAAAAUGACAGACAACCGAGCUUGGCAACUGGUUGCACCAGAAAACUGAGUGUAAAACACUAGUUACAGUUACCUUAUUGUAAUGCAACACAUCUUUGUUGCACAUACUGUACAUACAAAGUUAUGUAUGCCAUUUGUACUGAGCCCAUGAAGGCUAAGAUAAGAAAAAAUAAAAAGCUGUUUGUAAAUCAGUUCCACACCAAAGCUGUGCCCACAGCUUGUAAAUCCAUGACUGAAGUUUGCAUAGCUGUGUGCACUGUUGAAAAACACCCUGGGUACUGGUUCUGAGAAGUUACCCAAAAUCUAUGUGCACAGAUUUACAAACUGUGGUAAUGGAUUCAAAAAUGGCUUUUACAUUUUUUCUAACCUUGGCCUUCAGGGGCUCCCGACAUAUGUCUUGUCUGAUAAUCACAAUAAAAAUACAAUAAAAAAAUCAGUUCCU